AUGAGGCCAACAGAGCCUUCGGGCAACCCGCCGCGACCGCCGGGUCUGCCGGAGGGCCAGGAGAGACCACGUCUCGUCUCCAACGCCAAGCUGCGGAGCCUAAGCGAAGGCCCAGCAGAUGGACGAGCCUCCAGGGAUUUUGGCGAGGAGGACACCGAAGGAGCCGCUGGUCGCCCCGGGGCUCACAACAUCCUCGUGGCAGUGAGGUGCCGAGCGCUUCUCCCCCAGGAGCGAGUGACAGGAGGCCAUGCCAUCAUCAGCAUCGCCAACCGCACCACCGUGAUCCUGGAGGACCCGCACACCACUGCGGCCGAUGACUAUUUACGUCUGAACAAGUCCAAGGAAAGGCGAUACCACUUCGAUCAGGCUUGCGACGAGACCGCCCAGAACCUUGAGGUCUACGAGCGGACGACUCGCUUUUUGAUUCCCAGUGUCAUACAGGGAUUCAACGCCACUGUCUUCGCUUAUGGCGCGACCAGCGCGGGAAAGACACACACGAUGCUGGGUUAUCCAGGUGAGCCUGGCAUCAUGCUGCUGACGCUGCGUGAUCUCUUCAGCGAGGUGGCUAACCAGAAGGACAACAACCACUUCGAGAUCAAGUGCUCUUUCUUGGAGGUCUACAAUGAAAAUGUCAGGGACCUCUUGCGCCCUGAUGGAGAUUUCCUGGACAUCCGAGAGGAUCCCGUCAAAGGCAUGUGCGUGGCAGGCAUCAGCGAGGUGGGUGGACUCGAGAGCGCAGAGGAGAUCAUGGCGCUGCUUCAUCAAGGCAACAAGAACCGCACGACAGAGUCUACUGGCGCUAAUGUCACCAGCUCCAGAAGUCACGCUGUGCUGCAGGUCAUGGUGCAUCAGCGAGAUCGCACCGCAGACAUCGUGGCUCAUGUUAACUUGGGGAAGCUCUCCAUGAUCGACCUUGCAGGAUCUGAGCGGGCAUCGCAGACCAACAACAAAGGCCGGAACAAUUGUUGCCCCAGUGCCUGCCGGCACGUAGAAUCGAUUCCUCUGCCAUCCCCGAACUGGCACCGCCAAGAGCGUGCGAAGCGCUCACGAGCUCGAGCUCGAGUACGUCAGGCGAAAGCACACUUUCGUCAACCACGGCCCAAGGACCUACUUCUGCUCUACCUGCACCACUCCGGCGGCAGUGGAAGGGGAAUGGGCAAGACAUGGAAGCAAAGGCAAGGGUAUGGAAAAGACGACAGCCAUGGACGAGACUCAUGGGCUGGGGAUGGAUAUGGGCAGCAGCCCUAUAUAUCCAAGGAAAGCUUGUGGAAGGGAGCCUACUCUCCACGGGCACCCUGGCGCAGGAACGAUCCGUCGAGGACACCAAGCUUCCCCAGUUAUACACAGCUGACGCCCAAAGAAGCACCGAGCUCUUCGGCAGCAGAUACUUCCUUUACGCCCGACUCGACCGUUUCGGAGAUGCAACGCUCGCUCACAGCAGCGAAGAAAGCGGAGCAAAAGGUCCGCACCCUGAUGGCCCUCAGGGAAAAGCAGGCUGGCCAAUGGGAUGCGUACAAAGAAAAACUGGAGAGAACGUUUGUGCAAGAGCACAAGAAGUACCUUGCCGAAAAGGAGAAGCUUCAGCGGGACCUGGACUCUGCAAUUCAACAACAAGAGACAGCCAGGAAAGCGGUCAGAUGUGUCUACAGUGGAGAGCCUGUGAGGCCUUCGCAGACCGUCCUGCAGGAAAGAGCCUCAGCCUCCGAAUGGGAAGAGAUGAGGAGCACUUGGGAAAAGGCACAAGAGACAGACAUGGAUGGAGUCCUGCAACGUGCGAUGCAGGACAUUCAAGCCGAGCCUUUACAUCCCGGCCGUCGAGACGUCGACAUGGAUGGAGUCCCAUCAAGGAAGCUGCGACCGGAGUUCUUGCAAAGCUUGCUGAUGGACCCUGGGAUCCAGGCUGCCUUCUGGGCACAGGCCUCUUUCCAAGGGAUGCCACCGGGAGUUCCUGGUAUGCCGGACACCAUGGUUACCGAGCGGGCGAUCCCUACCUUUGGAGUUCAUGCAUCAGAGGGAGAGUGUCCCCUGCCUACGGCCAACAGUGGGGACAAGGCCACUGUGGAGCAGGACACAAGCAGGAUUCUGAUCUCGCAAGCCGAAGCACGAUCACCAACGAGAGUGGAGGUGGCGCCUGGCUCUCACCCAGGUCAGCGAGAUCCCAGCCAACUACGAGUUCCAGCGUCAGAGGCACCUCCCAGGCAGGACGUGAAGUCUGCCACCAAGACGACGCCACAGCGCAACAUGCAGCACAAGGGCUUGAGCGACAAGCUAGAGGAGAAGCGACAAAAAGAGAGACUAGGCAAUGCGAUGCAUCCAUUUGGGAUUCCGAGCUUGACAACAGCCAAGCCAGAAGGGGCCCCCACAGGCUCCUUCGAUCUUUCACAAGAAGAGGAUGCAGAAGAACUGAACAAGGCCGAUCACUCUCCAGGGCUUGGCAAUCUGGAGUGA
This is a messenger RNA of Symbiodinium sp. CCMP2592, 2448 nucleotides long. The record is from the annotation of a GenBank genome assembly. Lineage: Eukaryota; Dinophyceae; Suessiales; Symbiodiniaceae.